This is a messenger RNA of Anisakis simplex (herring worm), 243 nucleotides long. Lineage: Eukaryota; Metazoa; Nematoda; Chromadorea; Rhabditida; Anisakidae. The record is from the annotation of a GenBank genome assembly.
AUGGGUUUGUGUGAUAGAGAAUAUAAAUUCAGGUAUCAAAAUGAAGUGCUGCGCAUCAAAGAGGCUGUACGACAACGAAAUUUGGCCAGAAGGGGUUUGGCCGCGCCUCAAAUCGCAAAGCCAAUAAGACCUGGUCAGCACUACCCAAUGUCAAUGCAGCCCUCAGUUGGUAUACCGACUAUUUCGGUACCACCUCAAAUAGUCAGUCAACAACCAGUGAACGUUGCUUCUAUGAACUGUUAG